UCGCGAGUUGCAUAUUUGGAGAUUGAAUCAAAGGGCAUCGAUAACACUUGGGUCCAUGCUAUCCAUAUCAGUCCGUAAAGAAUUUCGUCGUCAAUCUACGCCAAGGCCAUCAUCCACUUUAUCGAAGGCUCUUCGAUCGUAAAGCCUGAAGUUGGGCUGAGCGACCUUGACAUCGAACCGGAGGGCAGCUUCUGGAUAACCUAUGACCACUAUGCCUUCAGUCAAUUUGGAUUCUUCUACGUCGUCAAUAGGGCCCCAUGAAAAUGAGCAUCCCGAAAUUCCGAUCAUUGAUGACAAUGAACCGUUAGUUGACGUGAUCCGAAAGCUAUAUAAUUAUUUGGCAUCAACUAUAUCUGAUGUCUCAUAUACCUUUGAACAAAUUGGAUCUACUUCCCACGGCUAUAGUCUCAGGUUGCUUAUUCAUUCUUUAGUGGAAAGCUCACAUAACACUUAUAUUAUUCCUGCAUUGAUGAUCCUGAAGUGGCAAUUCGAUAAUGCUGCCGAUUAUGAUUGGGGCGUAAGUGAAAGUCGAGGAUACGCUUGUGAAUAUGUUGCCUGGCAAUUUGUCUGUCACCUUAAUCAGCGGGAAACUCUUGAAUACCUACUUGAGGAACUCACAUGGCCCACACAGAAGGCUAUCAACCUUCCUCAUGCGGAAAUGGGUGCUUCUGGAUAUGCCUCUGCUGCUGCCACUAACCACCGGACACUAGAAGAGAAUGAGAGAGUACCAUUGUUGCUGGGCUCGUCGUCGUCUUUGUAUCGCUUCUUUGGCGGCACGAGGCGUCUAGGUAGCUCACUUGAGGAUGAUAAUCGAGGCUCCCACGACUUCACACAUGAUGCGUAUGAACUGGAGAAAUUCUCACUGUUUUUUGGACUGAAUGCUCUAGAAAUUGCAACUAUUGCUCAUGCAAAGAAAUUUCUCAGCCAAAAAGUGGUACAGAGAGUCAUUGACCAUAUCUGGAAAGGAGAGAUAGUUUUCUGGGACACGUUGAGUGUGCACUCGACAAAGAAACCACACUUCUUCAAUAAAAGGACGGCGGAUCCUUAUUCUCGAUUGCGGGUUCCGGUAUAUCGCAAAGCGUUUGAAGCGGCUUUCUUUGUCUCGUUCUUAGUCCUAUACUACGCGGUCUUAGUUGAGCGAAAGCCUACAGGUAUAGGAAUCUUUGAAACACUGAUGUAUUUCUGGAUCGCUGCCUUCGCUUAUGAUGAAGUAAGCGGAAUGGCAGAUGCAGGGAUGCUUUUCUAUCAGAUGGACUUCUGGAAGCUGUGGAAUAUGGGAAUAAUAGGUACCGGACUUGCCUUUGUCAUUGCAAGGAUCAUCGGGUUGGCCAAGGAUAGUGAUUACAUUACAGACUUGUCAUUUGAUAUACUUUCGUUAGAGGCACUAUUCCUAGUUCCAAGGAUAUGCUCCCUUGUCAGCCUCAAUUCCUAUUUUGGGAGUCUGAUACCUGUUCUGAAGGAGAUGACAAAGUCAUUUUUCCGGUUUAUGCCCGUUGUAGUUGUCCUAUACAUUGGGUUCUUGACGACGUUCACCAUGCUUGCCCGUGACCGACUUUCUCUUAGGCAAAUGUCCUGGAUUUUAGUGAAGGUGUUCUUUGGAUCGAACGUGUUAGGCUUUGACAUCGCUCACGAAAUUUCCCCGAUCUUCGGCUACGGCUUGAUGCUAAUUUUCGUCUCAAUGACGAACCUGUUACUGAUCUCUUCGUUGGUCAGUCUCAUGAGCAUGAGCCUAGAAGGGGUUAUGGCUCACGCUCGCGAAGAAUAUCUUUUUCAGUUAUCUAUUUACGUGUUGGAAAGCAGUAAUUCUCGACGAUUAACCUAUUUUAUGCCACCAUUGAACCUCAUCCCUCUACUUUGUAUCCGCCCACUGAGGCUCUUUCUGCCUGCGGAGCAUAUCCGCCGGGUGCGCAUCGUUUUGCUCAGAGCAACGCACCUCCCCUUUGUAGCUCUCAUCUGGGCCUACGAAUCUGGUCGCCGCUUUGUCUCGCGGCGCAAUAGUCAAUGGCCGCCGACAGCUACAGCACGGGGGAGUAGUCGCCCCGUGUCAUCGAUUCAGACUGGUUUAGCCUUCUCCACCGCUGAUGCUCGCUCUUUAAGAUCUGGUAGGGCCAGAAAACAACCGGACCCUGGGCAGUAUAUUGGGGUGCGUGGACGAGACCCGGGCCCGGCCGGGAGUGUUGACCUCGCAGAUAUGAUCGACGAGGUGGAACGGUUGCGCACUCAAGUGGAGCGAGUGGCAGCCACGGUGGCCUUCCACCACCGAGUUCAAUAAUGAACGUUAGGAGAAGAAAGGGACUGGGGUGGACUACAUACAAGGCAAGGAGAACGGACCACUGCGAUAUACACACGCACUGCUGCUCGCCUAAAGAGUUAGUG
Aspergillus caelatus is the source of this 2376-nucleotide messenger RNA. RefSeq lists its product as uncharacterized. The transcript has 17 exons. Bases 203 to 2272 code for a protein of 689 amino acids. NCBI's taxonomy places the organism in Eukaryota, Fungi, Ascomycota, Eurotiomycetes, Eurotiales, Aspergillaceae. The record is from RefSeq and is a predicted model, not a curated record.